GCUGCAACAAAAAUCAAUAGUCGCCGCCAUAUUUUUUUCACUCAACUCGCAGACCAACGCGCUCGGACACCCGAAUAAUGUUUAGUUAAAUAAGUUAAUUAAGAUAAGCCAUAGUUGAAAGUGCACCGAGUACGCGCCAGAGCAGUGAUCAAGUGACCCUUCAUCAGAAGUGACUUCCUGUUGCCAAAAAUAAUCGCCCAAAUCCGCAAGUCUCCGGCAUUCGAACGCUCUUCCUCUUCUUCAGAGACUGCAUAGUCGAGAAAUCCCCCCUCCUAUUUAAAGGAUUCCAAGUGCUAGUGCUCCCGAGUGCGUAACCAGCUAGCGAGCAGCAUGGAAGGAUCCUCAGUGUCCUCACCCUCGAUGGGUGGCCCACGUGGUGGCGGUUUCCGCGGUCGAGGUGGUGGAGCACCCAUGCGCGGUGGCUUCGAUCGCGGACGUGGUCGUGGUGGACGCGGUCACUUUAUGGGCGGCAUGCGCGGAGGCGGCGGAGGUGGUAUGGGCGGAGGUCCACCGAUGCAGGGAAUGAUGUCGGGUCCUCCGAGAGGAAUGCGUGGUUCCCGUGGCGGCGGAAUGGGCUAUCAAGGACGCGGCGGUGGCUAUCAGCCGCGCGGUGGAGCUUCCAUGGGCAUGCGCGGCGGUCGCCCACCCUUGUACUCGCAGCCUCCCAAACAACACACAGGUGCCGACAAUAACAAGACCGUCUCACCAGUGCCCACCUCGGCGAUAAGCGGGGAACAGCCGGCGGUUGAGUCAGCCGGGGACGAGGUAGCAGAAGGCCAGGCAUCAUCCAGCGUUGCGCCCUCCAGCAAUUCGCACGGCGGCAGCUCCGCCCCUGGCGGCAGCAACGGCGGAGGACCGCCUCCGUAUCUAGGCCGUGGUCGUGGUCGCGGCGGUCCCUUCAGCGGUCGUGGACGCGGCGGCGGUGGCUACAAUUCGCAUAUGAACGGCAAUGGGGGCGGUGGCAGCAUGUACGGCGGCUCGCACAGUCACCACAGCAACUCCAUGGGCGGUGGUCCGGGCGGAGAUCACGGAUCGAUGCCCAGGCGUGGAGCCCCACGCGGCAGGGGCGGCUACAAUCAAGGUAUGAGUCGGCCACCCUUGCAUCACCAUCAGGCACAUAAUCCCAAUACACAACUCGCACCGGUACCAGCUCUCAAACGCGGCGCUCCCGGUGGUCCUGGUCCCAAGCGAGGUCGCUACGAGGGCGGUCCCUACGGCCAACGGCCCAUGACGCCCAAGUAUCACUCCACCCAGCAGCACAUGGGUGGCGGCGGAGGUGGCGGCAUGUCCUCGCAGUCCUCUUAUGGCUCGCCGCCCAGUCAUCAUGCGCCAGCUCCAAGCCACCACAGCUACCAGACCCACGAUCAAACCCAGCAAGUGGAUCCGUAUGCGCAGAGUAGCUACAGCACUCAGACCACGCAGCAGGGAUACAAUGGUUAUGGCCAGACCGGUGGCAGCAGCUACGCGGCUCACACAUCGCAGGCGGCAGCUCCCGCCAGCAGCAGCUAUGCGGCCCACGAAUACGAUCAAAGCCAGUACCAGAACUACAACAGUUCGACGGGUUAUGCCGCACCGCAGGACACGCGGUAUCAGUCGUACAGCCAGGACUACAGUCAGCAGUACGGCUCGACUGCCGUGGAUUACAAUGCCACCGGACAAGCGGACUACAGCCAGCACGGGCAGCAGAGCGCUGGCUAUGAUGAGCGCGCCUAUGCGGGUUACGAUUCGCAGGCCUACUCGCAGAACUACUCGAACGCAGCCGCCUACUACUAGACAACCGCUUCCCACUCCCACCCCUGACGGCACACUAGAGAUCAGAACGCUGCGCGUGCUCCGAUAGGCCAAGAAACCAAAUAAGAAGGGAUUAGGGCAGACUUAAAUCGAGUAACAGGAGGGGAAUAUAUGUUAAAUGAAGCAAUCAACUUGCUAUACAUAAUACACAACACACACGCGAACCCCCUAAACAUACAAUUUUAGUUGUAAGGAUACAGUUCUCUUUUUCUUAGCAUUUAAGCCAACUAGUGUUGCGACGUCUUUCUAUAUAAAUCCCCUGACCAAAUUUA
This is a messenger RNA of Drosophila ficusphila, 2063 nucleotides long. RefSeq names its product loricrin. Lineage: Eukaryota; Metazoa; Arthropoda; Insecta; Diptera; Drosophilidae. The transcript has 5 exons. The coding region runs from base 331 to 1773 and encodes 480 amino acids. The record is from RefSeq and is a predicted model, not a curated record.